AUGGACGGAUGCGGCUGGAAGGAAAUGGAGGUGGCUCUGGUCGAUUUCGACAACUCGGACGAGAUCCAGGAGCAGCCCGGCUACCAGGACCCGGACCUCAGCCCCGCCGGCGCCCCCAGAGGCCGGCCCGGGCCGGGCCCCUUCUCCAACUGGAAGCUGCUCCUCGGGGACAGCCACGAGACGGCCUUCUCCCGGCUCCCGGGGGCCGACGACCCGGACCCCCCGGGGCCGGAGCCCGCGGUCCCCAGCGAGGGGGACCAGCGGGUGAUCAUCAACGUGGCGGGGCUGCGGUUCGAGACCCAGCUCCGCACCCUCACGCAGUUCCCGGACACGCUGCUGGGCGACCGGGAGAAGCGGGCGCGGUUCUUCGACGCCAUGCGGAACGAGUACUUCUUCGACCGCAACCGGCCCAGCUUCGACGGCAUCCUGUACUACUACCAGUCGGGCGGGAAGAUCCGGCGCCCGGCCAGCGUGCCCAUCGACGUCUUCGCCGACGAGAUCGCCUUCUACGAGCUGGGCAGCGAGGCCAUGGAGGCGUUCCGGGCGGACGAGGGCUUCAUCCCGGACCCCGAGACGCCGCUCCCCGCCAACGACGUCCACCGGCAGUUCUGGCUGCUGUUCGAGUACCCGGAGAGCUCCGUGGCCGCCCGGGCCGUGGCCGCCGUGUCCGUGCUGGUGGUGAUCAUCUCCAUCACCAUCUUCUGCAUGGAGACGCUGCCCGAGUUCCGUGAGGACCGGGAGCCGCGGCUGGUGCGGGACCCCGGGCGCAACGCCACCCGGAUGGUGCUGUCCCCGUCCAUGUUCACCGACCCCUUCUUCAUGGUGGAAUCCACCUGCAUCGUGUGGUUCACCUUCGAGCUGGCGCUGCGCUUCGCCGUGUGCCCCAGCAAGGCCGGCUUCUUCCGGAACAUCAUGAACAUCAUCGACGUCAUCUCCAUCAUCCCCUACUUCGCCACGGUGGCCACGGAGCUGGUGCAGGAGACGGAGCCCACCGCCCAGCAGAACAUGUCGCUGGCCAUCCUGCGGGUCAUCCGGCUGGUGCGCGUCUUCCGCAUCUUCAAGCUGUCCCGCCACUCCAAGGGGCUGCAGAUCCUGGGCCAGACGCUCAAGGCGUCGCUGCAGGAGCUGGGCCUGCUCAUCUUCUUCCUCUUCAUCGGCGUCAUCCUCUUCUCCAGCGCCGUGUACUUCGCCGAGGUGGACGAGCCCGAGUCCCACUUCUCCAGCAUCCCCGACGGCUUCUGGUGGGCCGUGGUCACCAUGACCACCGUGGGCUACGGCGACAUGUGCCCCACCACCGCGGGCGGCAAGAUCGUGGGCAUCCUGUGCGCCAUCGCCGGCGUGCUCACCAUCGCGCUGCCCGUCCCCGUCAUCGUGUCCAACUUCAACUACUUCUACCACCGGGAGACGGAGCGGGAGGAGCGGCAGAAGAACAUGCCCGAGGAGAUCCACAAGACUGGCUCACCCACGGGCAGCGCGGACUCGCUCAGCAAGACCAACGGGGGCUGCUCCUCCGCGGAGCCGUCCCGGGAGUGA
Molecule: messenger RNA, 1533 nt
Organism: Pipistrellus nathusii (Nathusius's pipistrelle)
Lineage: Eukaryota; Metazoa; Chordata; Mammalia; Chiroptera; Vespertilionidae
Source: the annotation of a GenBank genome assembly